AUGCAAGUCCUGAUUGCAGCACUGGGAUUUAAUCAAACGCAGCAGAGUUUUGGAAAUACCUCAGCGUCUCGUCAUCUUCUACGCGACACUGCAUUUCAAUCUGAGUCCUGCAUGGGAAGCGGAACGGGGAAGGAAAGGCCUAGCGAGAAGGAGGGUCUCCGUCAUGAUGAUCCCGUUGAGGGCUGA
Messenger RNA from Botrytis porri, 186 nucleotides. RefSeq lists its product as uncharacterized. The transcript is spliced from 2 exons. Bases 1 to 186 code for a protein of 61 amino acids. The record is from RefSeq and is a predicted model, not a curated record. NCBI's taxonomy places the organism in Eukaryota, Fungi, Ascomycota, Leotiomycetes, Helotiales, Sclerotiniaceae.